UUCCCAGUCAUCAAUUGCGAAGCGCUCAUGGAAUUCAGCUACCCCCUCGUUCCCAUCGCGUCCAUCCACAAUGACCAAGUCGUCAACGACGAUCUAAACGAUCUCUGGGAUACCGCGUUGAAGCCAUUCCACCAGUUCGAAGGCAUCGUGGACAACUCCCCCUGUAGCGAGCAAUCCCUCCUUCCGUCGUUCUUUGCCAUAGAAUCCACAGAAUACGAGCAGCCCGCCGCGUCCAGUUUUAAACACGAGGCACUGGACAUGGAGUCGAUGUUGCCAUCUCAACUACCCAACGAUAGCCUCGAGCCCAUGGCGUUCAACCCCCAGAACAUGACCCACGUCCUGAACCACUUUCCCGAACUACACCCCAUGGACGGAUCGUUUCUUCGCAGUGCGUUUGAAAACUUGGACGGACUCCCCAAUACGCACUCGCCGCGGGGGACAACCCCCUCCACGACACACGAUUCCCCCACCGCCGCCACCAUUUACCCGACGGCUCUGUCCGCAAUCUCCCUUGUGGGCCAUCUCUCCCCCCACAUGAAAUCCCAUCACAUGCCGGACUCGCCCCCCACCUCCGCCACUGGGCUUUGCCAAGUUCCCCAAUGCGGGCGCCGCAUCCGUUCUAAAGGGUUUUGCAAAGCGCAUGGCGGGGGACGAAAGUGCACUCUCCCGGGGUGCAACAAGUCUGCUCAAAACGGAGAGUUUUGCAUCGGCCACGGCGGCGGGAAACAGUGCGCGCACUUAGGGUGUCCAAAGGCCGCCCAAUCCCAUGGCUUGUGCAAGGCCCAUGGCGGCGGCGCCCGUUGUAAGCACCAGCAUUGCAUGAAGAGCAGUCAGGGCGGGGGGUACUGUCGCGCGCAUGGCGGAGGCAAGCGAUGCCAAGCGGAACACUGCACUAAAGGGGCCCAACGGGGCAACUUCUGUGCUACACACGGAGGCUUUCGCAACUGCCAAAUCGACGGAUGUGUGCGGACGGAUAGGGGGGGAGGGUACUGCGAAGUCCACCGCCGCGACAAGCUGUGCACGGUCACCGGAUGCAAAAAGCUGUCCAAGACCAACGGCCUAUGCACAGUGCACUUGCGUCGGGUGGACAAGGAGGUCAAGAAACAAGCCAAGAACCACCAAGCCAUUGCAAACGCAGGACAAGCAGCGCAACAAUGCGUCAUGUUGCCGGUGGGGAUGGUAUUUUCAGUUUAGUUCUUAAUAACUGUUGCUUAUAUUAAAGGCCAACAGGUCGACCAUUAUAAUCCCAUCUCGGUGACAUGGCUGGGCGUGUACUGGUGUCAACGACCUUUGGACGGCUCUUUGGACUGC
Aphanomyces astaci is the source of this 1311-nucleotide messenger RNA. RefSeq lists its product as hypothetical. NCBI's taxonomy places the organism in Eukaryota, Oomycota, Saprolegniomycetes, Saprolegniales, Verrucalvaceae. The transcript has a single exon. The record is from RefSeq and is a predicted model, not a curated record. Bases 28 to 1194 code for a protein of 388 amino acids.